Messenger RNA from Parascedosporium putredinis, 819 nucleotides. NCBI's taxonomy places the organism in Eukaryota, Fungi, Ascomycota, Sordariomycetes, Microascales, Microascaceae. The record is from the annotation of a GenBank genome assembly.
AUGGGCCUCGUCGACUACGCCUCCGACUCAGGCUCCGACGCCGAAGCCGGCCCUUCUCCUCCUCCCCUUCCCCCUAAAUCCAACCCUUCCAAAACCACAACGACAACGACAACGACAGCCACCGCGAAACCCGGCACCGCCCCCAAGAAACCCUUCCAAAAACUCGUCGACCGCGCCGAGCCCGGCAAAAUCCGCAGGGCCCGCACCGGCGGCGGCGCCUUUAGCGGGUUCAACGCGUUCCUCCCCGCGCCCAAGAAACCUUCCCGGAUCGGCGGCGGGGUAGGCGCGCCGUCGGGCGAUGCCUCGGUGUCGUCGGGCGGUGCAGCGCAACGGGUGGGCGCUGGUCUCAAGACGGGCGCGGGGCCCGGCUUCACUACUCCCCCACCUCGCCCCUUACCCCCACCCUCCGACCCUUACAACCCCACCCCCUACUACGAACCCCAAGAACACCAGCAAGCCCAGGAACCCGAAACCGUCUCCUCCCUCGCCUCCAACCUCAACCUCGACGCCACCGCCAUGCGCGAACUCUUUGGCCGCUCCUCCUCCUCGGCUCGCGGCGGCCCCGCCGGCGCCGUCGACCCCAACACCCGCGUCGUCAACUUCAACCUCGACGCCGAAUACCGCCGCAACCAGGCCCUCAUCGCCUCGGGUGAGCUCGUUCCCAACCAGCGGCCCGCCCGCGCCGCUAUCCAGGGCGGUGGUAAGCAUAGCCUGCGCCAGCUCGUCAACGCCGUCGCUAGCCAGAGGGACUCCCUCGAGGAGAGGUUCGCCGAGGGCAAGAACAAGCGCAAAGAGGCUGGUGCGCGGUAUGGAUGGUGA